GCGGAUACUGCAUUUACUUGACGCAUUGUUUGUUCAUCAUAUCUCUUGAGUGCACUGAACGCAUACCGUCCAAAGGUCACGAGGCCGUAUUGACUGCGCGUGCGCACAGGAAACAGUCAAGGUACGCGGCCAUGCCCGGCGUGAUAGUCGAAAGCCAACCAAAGGCGCGCAAGCCAACCAAAAAUGAGCAGCGACGAGCGAAGAAGAAGCAACAGAAGCGAGAGGUUUCAGAGACACCCGCACCAUCAGCAGACACAGAGAAUGUCGGUCGCUCAGAGACCACCGAGCCAGCACAACCGGUAGCGCCCGCUGCCAACGACCCGAUUCAAGAUGUUCCGACCGUCGAAAUCCAGGACGAUUUGCCUAUCGACGACCCUCUGUACUCGCAGUUUGCGGGCAUCUUCGCCAAAUUCAAGGAGGACGAGAAGGAAGAAGUCGAGGUGAAAGAGCCCGAGAAACCAGAGGUUUUCUACGGUGACGAUGACAACAUUCAAGAUGAGGACGAGGAGGAAGAAACGAAGAAGAAGCUCUCCAAAAAAGCGCGAAAGGCCGCCAACAAAUUGAGCAUUGCUGAACUGAAGGCCAUUGUGCGCAAGCCAGAAAUUGUCGAAUGGACGGACACAUCAGCCCAGGACCCGCGACUACUGGUGAACAUCAAGAGCGCGCGCAAUGUGGUUCCGGUGCCGACCCACUGGUGUCUGAAGAGAGAAUAUCUGAGCAGUAAGCGGGGUAUAGAAAAGCCUGGUUUUGCGCUCCCAAAGUUCAUCGCGGAGACCGGCAUUGCAGAGAUGCGUGAUGCAGUCCUCGAAAAGCAGGCAGAAGCAUCGUUGAAACAGCGCGCGCGCGAACGUGUGUCAGGAAAGACUGGAAAGCUCGAUAUCGAUUACCAGAAACUGUACGAAGCGUUUUUCCGGCGACAGACGAAGCCAUCCCUCACACGAUAUGGCGAGGUCUAUUACGAAGGCAAGGAGUUUGAAACUAACUUACGACAUUUGCGACCCGGCGAGCUGAGCGAAGAGCUCAAAGAGGCACUCAACAUGCCACCUGGUGCACCACCGCCGUGGCUCAUCAAUCAGCAGAAGAUUGGACCUCCACCUUCGUACCCUGCACUCAAGCUACCAGGCUUGAACGCACCACCGCCUCCAGGAGCCGCAUGGGGUUUUCAUCCCGGUGGAUAUGGCAAGCCGCCAGUGGACGACCAAAAUAGACCUUUGUUCGGCGGUGACGUCUUCGGAAUGGGUGAUAUGAAGGUGGACAAGAGCAAGGACGGAGCUGCUGCACCCGAAGCAGUGGACAAGUCUUUGUGGGGUGAGCUGCAACCACCUGUGGAGGAGGAAGAGGACGAGGAGGAAGAUGACGAGGAUGACGAAGAAGACGAUGGCGAGUCUGGUACAAAGACCGGCGUCAGUGUACCGUUCGGUGGCACGGAAACACCUGGUGGGUUUGCUACUACCGUUCCGACCGAUAUUCCCCGUGGACACAACGAUGUCACUCUGCGUAAACAACGACACGGCACUGAGACAGAAUCAUCAAACCACCCAAGAUCUGCUGGGACUGUGCUGAAUGAGCGCUCGAUCCGUGCGGAGGGGUUCUUUGGCGGAGAACGUGCAUAUGAUCUUUCUGCAGGCAAGUCUGGUCCACCUUCGAAUGUUCCGGUGCUUGGACAGGAGCAGCGCGGUAGCAAGAGGAAGGCCGGUGAUGUCGACGUCUCGAUGGAUGUAGAGGCAUUGGUUAGAGAUGGCAAGCUGGGCAAAGAGGAGUUGCAGCAGAUGUAUGAGGCACAGCGAGCAGAGCAAAGUGGUUGGCAAGGCGGAGCUGCUGGAGAGGACCUGAGUGGACUCGUCGCAGAAGAAAGUGCGAAGAGGCAGAAGCGGGAUCGCGAACGAGCACAGAAAGGCAAAGGAGGCCGGUAAGAGACGCAGGGAACAGGAAGUUGUUUUCAAGAAGUCGGAGAUGAGGCUGGAGGGGGUGGUUUAAUGGUAAGAAGGAUACGAAGGCCAGACUGAGAUGAGUGAUCCGCCUGGCAUGUAUGAUGUGAGCAAAGAGAGGCAGCAUAAGGAUCGUUAUAGUGCGACCCGGGCAUCGUAGACAGCUCGGUGCUGUGGAGGCGUUGCAUAGUUGGGCUGUUAUGGUGCAUGGACAGGAUGCACAUGAGUACAGGCUUACAAACGAACCAUUUCGAGGAUGGCAAUUCCCCCAUUCAUUCCGAUUGUCGAGGUGCUUCCGAACUCCUAUCUCGAUCGAUGUUGUCUCUGCGACCCGUGACUCUCGCGAGCUUGAGGACUUGGCGGCGCUAGGGCUUUGUUUGCUCGCGGAACCUCCAUACUCCAGUCAAAUUCUGGAAUAUCAGGCCUCAUCACAACAUUCCACUCAGCAUACCGCCAGGAAGGCUCGAAUAUCGUUGUCGCCAUGGACCGCGACAGAGGAAGACGCCUAGACUUUCCGCCAGAGGACCAAUUUGGCACCGGUCGAGGGCAGUCCUACCGGCCGGGCAACGCCCGCGAACGGAGUCCUCCAGCUCGACUUGGCGGCGGCGACAGUUAUCGCGCAAGAUCUCCUCCUAGACGCAGCGACUACGCCGACUCGUACAAGACUGCAGAUACCUAUCGCGUACCUCGUCGAGCCAGCCGCUCUCCGCCACCUCGUCGGGACGAUGACCGCCUCCCAUUGCGAAGGGACGACGACCGACUGCCCCUACGAAGAGACGACGAUCGCCAUCCCCCUCGCCGCGAUGAUACGUACCGCCGCCGCUCGCCCUCGCCAGCACGCUUUCGCGAUGAUCGAGUUCCAAGAGGCGGAGACAGCUACAGGGGUCGGCCACGGUCGCCGCCGCCGCUCGCAAGAAGAGAGGACCUCCCCAGAGACGAUCUUUUUCGAAGAGAGCCUGUAAGAGAUGAUAGAGACUUUCGAGAUUCGCGUGGCUACAGGGAUGAAAGAGACACCAGAGCCUAUGUGGCGCCGCCAGCCCGCUCUCCAAUGCCGCGAUACAGAGAUCGCAGUCCGAUACCGUUGAAGAGGGCACGAGAACAGUCGCCAAUCUCAAGCAGAGGCAGGCGCUCUCCUCCACCCGCCAAGCGAGAAAGGUUGGCGAGUCCUGUUCGGCCACGGUACGACGACUAUCCUCCGUCCAGAGCUGCCAGUCCGCCUCGAAGGAGAUUCUCACCCGAACCACGAGACCACCGCGGCUACUCUCCCAGUGUACGGGGUGCUACGAGAGACUAUAGACUGCGCUCGCGCUCGCCUCUUGCUAGAAACGAAAGAGGAGUUGAUCCCAGGACUGUCGACAACUGGAGACGACCGCAGCCUUCGCCAGCACCGCGUCCCGAAUACCAUGAGUCUGCCGUCAAUUCUGGCACCACUUCGCGCAGAUCGUCACCUCCUCCGAUCCAUCCCAGUAGGCUCAGUCACCUUCCAGCAGAUGAGAGAGCUCCCCUGGGCAGAGGCUCUCCUCGCGAUUCCUACGAUCCCAGAGAGCCAUACCGUGCUUCCGACCCAGAGCCUGCGCGUAAUACGCCGCAGACGAGAGAUGUAGGCUAUGGUGAUAGUGAGUACGAGAGAGAGCGAGAAGUUCCGCCACCGCGCGAACCACGCCGGGAUGAUGACGGGCCAGUUCCGGCGCGAGUACCGCCCACAGGCCCGAGUAGCCAGCGCGCUCCACAAACUGCAAUGGCGCCUCCCACUGGCCCUGCUGCGACUGUUAGCGCUCCGUCUGGACCUCGUGGUACAGCUGCCCCACCAUCUGGUCCACGCGGAGCACCGGCUAUAAGAGGAGAUUUCGCCUCUCGUGUGAGAGGUGGAUUCAGUACGGAAUUUACGCCUAGGGGCCGGGGCGGCUUUGGCACUGGCUUUCGAGGAGGCCGGGGCGGUGGAUUUGGGCGAGGUGGACUGGACGCAGGGUUUGGGCGCGGCGGAGGAGACGCGGGAUUCGGUCGGAGUGGCACCGAAAACGGAUAUGGCGCGUCUCGCAGCGUGAGUGAGCAGGUCUUCAGUCCCCCAACCGGGCCAUCUGCAGCAAUUGGCCAGCCCCCUUCUGGACCCAGAAAUUCCUUCUCUGGAGCUCAGCCACCUGCGUUUCCUCGCCAAGCAAGCGCGAGCGCUAUCAACCCAUACCAGCGCACUCAACGCUUUGGCAGUAUGACCAAUACCAAUGGCAGCAACAAUGACACUGCCAUGACAGAUAUUCCCACAGGACCUAAGGGUGCACGUCGUCUGACUGACGCUGUGGCUGUUACCCCCGCUGCGAAUAGAGUUCAUCCAGCUAUCGCAGAGUUGCCAAAGGUCAUUGAAGGUGGCCAGAGAGCUGAGCCUGCCGUUGAUAGAUCCAAGCUCAAGAAGCUGGAAGAGGACGCAGAGAGACUGAGGAGACAAGUGGAAGAAAAGGAGACGCGUAACAGGAAAAGCAUGCGAGACUGGGACCGAGGACAACGAGAGAUGGAAGUUGCUGGCCUGAGAAGCGAGUUGGCCGAGGAGGCUCUCAGGGCAUUGAAUGGGGAGGCGGAGGGUCAGGCAGCUUUCUAGUAGGCAGCUUGCUCGUACCUUGCCGUCAUUCGUCGACUCUCUCAAGAUUGCCUGAAGGACAGAGGGUGGGCUGGGCAGAAACACUGCGAUGCAUAUGCUGGUGGCAAAAUGCAAAAGUGACUAAUGGAAAGGGCAGAUGGUGUCGUCGUGGUGCAUUCUUUCGGCUAUGCAGAUUCUACUACCUACUUACAGCUUGAGUAAAUUAGUAAGUAGGUCCUGCCGAGGAAAAGAGUCUUGGGAGGUGAUGAUGUGGUAUUCAAAAAUGAAGAGAUCAGAGGUUUCUGCAUAGUAGGUACUAGUUAAGUUACUACAACUACUACCACCACUACAGCUACCACUAUUACGAUUUCUUUGAUUUCUUUUCUGUUGUUUUUUCUUUUCUUUUCUGUUUUUACUCCUCUCUCGGGAAUUCAUCAGCAAGCUGCAAGCUCGCUUUGACAUUCAUACUCAUCAAUUCCUGAAUGAGCAAUUUCGCAGCAUAUGGCAUCGUCAUCCUCACGACGGAUCGACUACUCGAGCAGCUCUGACACCAAUUGUUGUAACCCAUCAUGCCACACGUUUGGCAGACGUCCACGUCGUGCGCGUCCGAGGAAAUCAUGAGUCUCUCGAGGAGCAAUUGACUGGCUCCGUAGGCAAUCAAACAAUCACGUUCCAUUUCUCCCAGGCGAAGUCCACCUUGUCGGGAUCGACCUUCGGUGGGUUGACGGGUGAGGAUGGCGCGAGGUCCUGUUGCUCGAGCGUGCAUUUUGUCUUGGACCAUGUGUUUGAGUUUUUGGUAGUAGAUGGGGCCGAAGAAGACGUAAAAUGGGAGACUCUCGCCGGUGAUGCCGGAUGUGAGACAGUCUUUUCCGGAAUAGGAGAAGCCGUGUUUGAUGAGGACUGCGCCCAUGUCUUCGACUUUGCUGCCGCCAAAGGCGGUUCCGUAUUCUUGUUUCCCUGCGAGCACGCCUGCUUUUCCAGAGACGAGCUCGAGCAUUUUGCCGACUGUCAUGCGGGAGGGAAAACCGUGGGGGUUCAUGAUGAUGUCGGGUACGACGCCUUGAUCCGAAAAGGGCAUGUCUGCUUGUUCGGCGAGGAGACCGACGACACCCUUUUGGCCGUGGCGCGAAGAGAAUUUGUCGCCGAUUUCUGGGCGCCGCGUUUGACGGGUUUGGAUUUUGAGGAUGGUGUCGUUGCGGUCGUUGGCGGUGAUGACGACUUUGUCGGCGUAGCAAGGAUCGGGUGUUUUAUAGGACAUAUGUGCUGGAGACCAGCGCUGCUGACUAUUGGGGAUGGUUUGAACUUGAUUAAUGGGUGCUUCUUUGAGCAUGUACGUGUCGCCGUUAUCGAGUUCGGAUCCGACUUCGACCAAACCGUCUUUGCCAAUCUUGCGAUGUCGAGCAUUAUUCGGAUCACGGUCGGCCAGACGAUCGGUGUAGCCGUUUUGGUAGCUCUUCAGUGGCAUGCUAACUUUCUUAAAGACCUGGCAGCGGCCAAAGCCGCGGUCGCAGGACGCCUUGUUGAGAACGAGAGCAUCCUCGAUAUCGUACCCGGAGUAUGACAUGACUGCAACGACGGCGUUCUGUCCAGCAGGCAGCUUGUCAUAUUUAACCAACUCGAUGGUCCGCGUCGUGACCAUGGGCUUCUGUGGAUAUACCAUGAGGUACAACAGCGUGUCGAUGCGAGUAAACUGGUUGUAAGCAAUAGCGCCGAUGGCUUGCUUACCCAUGGCGCACUGAUAUGUGUUACGAGGCGACUGGUUGUGGUGAGGAUAUGGGAUCAAGCCGGCGACUGCACCUAAUAUAGUAAAAGGCUCAAUUUCCAGAUGUGUGUGACUAUCGUUGAUGUCUUUCUCGUAGACUGCUAUAUUCGAGUCAUUCUCCUCAUUGACGUCGAGAUAUUCAACAAUACCGCGGGACAGGGCAUCGUCGAAGGUCAUUGUUCCUUUUCGCAGUGAUUCAAGAAAGCGUGCUGUCACCUUGGAUUUGGCUUUCUCCACGACUAUCAUCGGCCGACAAACGCGACCUUCAUCAGUGGCAAUGUGCACACCAUUAUGGUGAUGGUUGAUGAAGAUGCUGACGAACUCGGAGAUUCUGCCCAUGCGUCGGAAUUUUCGGAAUCCAAGCAGAAAUUGCUUGGGCUGCCUGGUCAGUGCCGCUGGCGUACCAUUGAUGAAGAUGAUGUAUGCACCAGCACCGUAUAUCUCCGUGCCAGAUGCUGAAGUAACAUCCUCAGCUCCCAGCACGUACAUCAUUUUCCGUACUGGGCCUUCGUCGUCGGCAGUAGUAAUGUGUGUCAUGAGCGCCAGGUUCUUGACAAGACCGCAUGCUUCUCCUUCCGGCGUAUCUGAUGUGCAUAACAUGCCGAACUGGGAUGGCUGUAGAGCACGAGGUCCAGAAACCUUUCUAGUUUUCUCGAAUUGUGAAGAGAUUCGAGUCAUCAUGCCGAGAGCGCUGAUGUAACUCAGUCUGCUGAGUACAUGCGUCACGCCAGCGCGAUCCAUACGGAAACGCUUUAGUGUCCAAUUACCGGUUGAUAUUGCACGCUCCAUGCCACUGGUGAUUCGAGACUCAAUUUGCUCCACAAUACGGACAGGAUCGAACUCGGACGUGGGAUUGUGCUUUUGAAGCAUCUUGUCCAUCGUCAUCUGAAUCUGUCGAAUAGAAUCCUUGAACAGGUCUUCAAACAGCAAGGAUAACAUUUGCCCGGCCAGCUCCAGACGCUUAUUGCCCACGUAGUCGCGAUCGUCGACCAAUUUGGGAUCGUUGAUGGCCAUGAGCACUCGUCUUGUCAUGUGCGCAAUGUAGAGCGCUUUCGGGCGGAAGUUGAGGCCCUCUACUUCGACAUGCGGAAUGAUGGUACCUGCAAGCUUCUCCAGCGCCUGCUGCUUGGGUGUCUUGAACUCCUUGUGCUUGUUAAUGAAUCUAUCGGGCUUGAGCCGAGCGGCAAUGAAAUCAAGGGCCUGUUCUUGAGUGAAGACACCUUCCAGCGCUGCCAACUCGAGAUUGGGGGCAAACUCGUCCUGGUACUGAGCAUCGUUUCCAGCGGCCAGUAGUAGAAUCUCGUGAUCGGACUGCACUCCCAUGGCGCGCAUAAUGAUCGCGACCGGGACGUCCUCGACCAGAGAGUUGUGCUUGAGGUAAAGAUGACCCUUUUUGACCAGCACAUAGGUCUUCGUCUUGAUGUUGGCCGUAUGGCUAGUGACCGAAGCCUGAAUGACGCCCUUGAAAGAUUCCACAAUGACACGGUUCUUGCUCAGUUGCUCUUGAACGAGAAUAACCUUCUCUUGGCCACGAACGAUAAAGUAGCCUCCGGGAUCCACGGCGCAUUCGUUCAAAAAGGACAUUUCUGACUCUGAGCGGCCAUGCAGCACACAUUUCGAACUCCGGAGCAUCAUAGGCACACGUCCGAUAAGAACGUCGGUUUUCCUGACGUUUCCCGAUUGCCUUGGAUACACAAAAUCCACGUAUAUUGGGGCCGAGUAAGUCAUGUCUCGCAAUCGGCACUCGUUAGGCGUGACUUCCGUCUGCACGUAGCCGGCACGGGCAUCCUCAAUACGCGAGGGCUUGCCAAUGCGGAUGUCGGUGAACCUGAUCCAUUUUUCGGCCUUGACUUGGGAGUGGAUCAUGGAGUUUGCCUGGACAAUCUUUUUCAUCUCCACGUCGAUGAAAUAAUCGAAGGAGUCUGUGUGUUGCUUGAUGAGUCCUUUGACUUGCAAAAAGGCCGGUAGAAGGUUCCAUUUGUCGCGAGCGGUGUUGAUGGGGUCGGUCAAGGACUUGUUGUAGUAGAAUGGCCGCAGCAACGCAUCGAUGUCGUGCCCGCU
Molecule: messenger RNA, 8320 nt
Organism: Sphaerulina musiva SO2202
Lineage: Eukaryota; Fungi; Ascomycota; Dothideomycetes; Mycosphaerellales; Mycosphaerellaceae
Exons: 4
Coding region: 2410-4518 (702 amino acids)
Source: RefSeq, a predicted model, not a curated record